UUGGUGACCCCGGAACUUCCCAAAAACACAACCACCAGUUCAGCUACCUCAAGUUCAUCUAGCACUUCGACCACCUCAACUUCAACAACGCCAAUUCCAAGAACCCCAACGACGCCUCCUAGUCCCAGCACAACAACCACGGUCAAGCCUCCUCCGAAUUGCCGCCACUUCGAUGGACCCUCGUUCAUCGGAGGAAUCGUCCUUACCAUUGGCCUGCUAGCCAUCUCCUUCGUGGCCUACAAAUUCUACAAGACUCCAAAGACUACUUCAAACGGAAAGUGGAUUACGUCCAAGAACAAAUCGAGAAGAUCGAUAUGCUCCAAAUGCAGAAGUCUCAAUUCCUCAAUGCUGUGCACGAGGUGUCAUAUAAUUGAAAAACUCAAGCACAUCAUCAUCCCCAUCAACAAACCUUCUCUACACAGUGUACUACGCGACACACGUCGGACCAUCACCAUCAGAUUACUCGGCUAUCGGAAUAAGAAGACCCCACGACGAAAUACAUACCAAAUGUAA
This is a messenger RNA of Hermetia illucens (black soldier fly), 513 nucleotides long. RefSeq lists its product as uncharacterized. NCBI's taxonomy places the organism in Eukaryota, Metazoa, Arthropoda, Insecta, Diptera, Stratiomyidae. The transcript has a single exon. The record is from RefSeq and is a predicted model, not a curated record. Gene Ontology annotation, cellular component: cytoplasmic vesicle. The annotation marks the transcript as partial.